UAUCGCACCCCCAUUCACAUAUAUUCCUGUCCCAUAUGACUGUCGCUUCUUUGAUCACUGAGACUAUCAAGCUGGCUACGAGUCGGUUAGCAGAAUGAGCCCUGCCCCGGAACCUCGGCAGACGAAGAAACGCGAAUCGCGUGCUGGAGCACGGAAAGUGACGUCGCUCUCUGCCGAGCAACUAGAAAGGAAGCGUGCCAAUGACCGUGAGGCUCAAAGAACCAUUCGUCAGCGGACAAAGGAGCAUAUCGAGCGUCUAGAGCAUCAGGUGGCUGAGCUGAAAAUCAAAGGAGACCGGUUCGACGAGAUAGUCCGACGAAAUACCGCAAUGGAGAUGGAGAUUCGUUCUCUUAGACACCAAUUAGCCUUGGCCACAGGCAGGCAGGGUCAUUCAAGCCUGGAUGGCUCAUACAGCACUCCCUCCGGGUCCAUGCUACCUUCACCUCAUCUCCCGGACUCCUUGAGCUUGAAUCCAGCUUCCAGGGCGGCCUCGGUGCUGUCCACAUCAAGUCGAACAUCCAUUGCUCCCGAGUGGCAACCAUACGGUUCAGCUCGGACAUCUUCCGUAGGGGAACCUUCGGACACAAGCUAUGGGGCUAGGCUCGAGCCAUAUGUCUAUGAAAGUCACAUUCAAGCGCCCAACCUGCUACCGGUCGCUUCAGCCCAUAUUAGUUACAAUCCUUCCCUCUGUGCACAACCGGCCCAGCCUCCUGAUUCGGGUUACCCGCCUUACCCGCAGGGCUACCACCCCGAGGCUAUCCGUGGUCUCGGGCAGGAGAGCUCACACCACACCCAACCCCAAAUACCCUGUGUUCCAGGUCAACGAUCGAUGUCGGUGCCAACUUGUUCUUCAGAAAGAGAAUCAUCGGGGUAUCCUGUUGUCCAGGCACCACAGCAAUAUCACGAGCAUACCAUCCCGUCACAUUCGACACAACCGAGGAGCGAGUAUAGCUAUGACUGGAGCCAUCAUCAAUCGUGACUUUUGAAGAAUCAGAAGAGGCUCGCAGAGGCUACACCAUCCAGCAUAAUAUGAUCCGUGGCAAGCGAUGAAACCCACUCGUCUCCCUUGUCCAGCGGGAAAGGGUGCGGAUAAUGCCCAGUGAUUUGGAUUAAAAGAUUGGUCCGAGUUUGGAUUUGACUGCUCGGUCUCCGGGAUCUUGC
This is a messenger RNA of Aspergillus fijiensis CBS 313.89, 1161 nucleotides long. Its product is annotated as bZIP transcription factor. The record is from RefSeq and is a predicted model, not a curated record. Lineage: Eukaryota; Fungi; Ascomycota; Eurotiomycetes; Eurotiales; Aspergillaceae. The coding region runs from base 95 to 979 and encodes 294 amino acids. Gene Ontology annotation, molecular function: DNA-binding transcription factor activity. Gene Ontology annotation, biological process: regulation of DNA-templated transcription. The transcript is spliced from 2 exons.